Malania oleifera is the source of this 1698-nucleotide messenger RNA. Its product is annotated as probable sodium/metabolite cotransporter BASS3, chloroplastic. NCBI's taxonomy places the organism in Eukaryota, Viridiplantae, Streptophyta, Magnoliopsida, Santalales, Ximeniaceae. The coding region runs from base 206 to 1444 and encodes 412 amino acids. The transcript is spliced from 5 exons. Gene Ontology annotation, cellular component: membrane. The record is from RefSeq and is a predicted model, not a curated record.
GUCCACUCCUUUUUAUUUUUAUUUUUUAUUUUUAAAAAGUAUGUUGGCUUGUUUUUGUUCUCGUUGUGACUUGUGCGCUGGUUAAUUAAUUUAUCCAAUUAUAUCUCCUCAUCUCCUCCGUCCCACGCUCACCACCGCCUUCACUCUUUCAUCGCUCGCUGGUAACUAUCCCGCCGGCGCCCCACAACUUCUCUUCCAGCCUCCAAUGGCCGCCAUCACACUCCCCUCUCUUUUCCUUCCCCGCAGACCCACGAAAUCUGCCCUCUCUCUCUCCAACUCUCCCUCGCCCCUUCUUCACUCUCUCUCUCCCCUCCCCCUCCCCCACCCCACCUCUCCUUCUUCUCUCGUUCUCCCCCACGCUAAGCCAGUCUCCUGCUCGACUUCGACGCCCUUCUUCCGUCCAAUCGGAGCCCACAGCGCAAAUGGCGACGUUUCGUUCAGCCUUUGCGGGGGAGUCGCUAGGGGCGCGUCUCAGUUUAUGAAGACGGAUUCUUCGCAAGCUCUAUCGGCAUUGCUUCCGUUCGUUGUAGCUGCUACUGCCGCUGCUGCUCUCGUGCAGCCAUCGACUUUCACUUGGGUAUCAAAGGAAUUAUAUGCGCCUGCUCUUGGUGGGAUAAUGUUGUCAGUCGGAAUUAGGUUGUCAUUCCGUGAUUUUGCCCUUGCAUUUCAAAGACCUUUACCGCUCUCUGUUGGAUUCAUUGCACAGUAUGUAAUGAAACCAGUCCUUGGAGUUUUGAUUGCAAGGGCAUUGGGAAUGCAUAGGAUGUUCAGUGCUGGUUUCAUCCUCAUGUCUUGUGUUUCAAUGGCUCAGCUAUCCACUUAUGCCAGUUUUUUAGGCAAGGGGGAUGUGGCUCUGAGCAUUCUUCUUGCCAGUGCAACUACCGUAGCUUCCGUGAUUGUUACUCCUCUUUUGACAGGGCUUCUUAUUGGUUCUGUUGUUCCAGUUGACCCAGUUGCCAUGUCAAAAUCAAUUUUGCAGGUUGUUUUUGUUCCAGUCACUCUUGGUGCAGUGCUCAAUACUUGCGCAAAACCAGUUGUGGCUGUUCUUCAACCUGUGAUGCCAUUUGUUGCUAUGGUUUGUACUUCACUUUGUAUUGGCAGUCCUCUUGCAAUAAACCGGAGUCAAAUUCUCUCUGCAGAGGGUCUCCAAUUGGUUCUUCCAGUUUUGGCAUUUCAUUCAAUGGCAUUAACCAUUGGAUAUUGGGUAUCAAAAAUUCCUAUUUUGAGGUUUGAGGAAGAAGUUUGCAGGACAAUUUCACUGUGCACAGGAAUGCAGAGCUCCACCCUUGCUGGGCUUCUUGCGACUCAAUUCCUUGGUAGCAGCCAGGCUGUUCCGCCAGCUUGCUCAGUAGUUGCAAUGGCUAUUAUGGGGCUUUCUCUUGCCUCUUUUUGGGGCAGUGGCUCUCGAAUCAGAGAUCUACCGCGGCAACUCAUCUCAGACUAGUUCAACUCUCUGGGCUUAGGAUUUGAACGCUUGAACAAAUUUCAAAUGCAUACAUACAUGCAGAUCCGGGAAUCUAAAACAAGAAUGAAUUUUGGUGAAUUUGAUCAUGCAAUGGAAGAGCUGGUGUUCCAAAUGUUUGUUACCUCUAAAAGAUUACAAUUAGGGUCAACACGAGCAACAAAUAUAAAGCUGCUCCUUAAUUGUGUAUAUAUGUAUACAUUGAGGUAUAGAAAUUACAGAAGAGUUGUUAGAAA